AUCGGAGAUCACACAUGUGUGAUUGUGUGUGAAGACAGUACAGUUUUGUUACGCAAUAUUGUGAAAGAGAGGUUCAACGUUUUGUAUCUAAUAAUACGAUAUUUAGUCCUAGAUGAGUUGAACUUAUCAGAAUAUUACCAUCGUAUAAAAAAAAAAUCAAAGGAAAUGCCAACCUGGGACUCUGAGAAACUAGCUCAACUUCAGCAACAGUCUGGAAACAUUCGCAACAUCUGUAUUCUGGCUCAUGUGGACCAUGGAAAGACUACUUUGGCUGAUGCACUCAUUGCCAGCAAUGGCAUCAUCUCGUCUCGCAUGGCAGGUAAGCUGCGAUAUAUGGACAGCCGUGAAGAUGAGCAGCUGCGAGGCAUAACAAUGAAGUCAAGUGCAAUAUCGCUCUACUACAAAGAAAAUGAGAAGGAACACCUGAUUAACCUGAUUGAUUCACCUGGACAUGUGGACUUCUCCACUGAGGUUUCAACAGCUGUGCGAUUGUGUGAUGGGGCUGUUGUUGUUGUUGAUGUGGUUGAGGGAGUAUGUCCGCAGACACAAGUAGUCCUGAGGCAAGCUUGGUUGGAGGACAUCAAACCAGUGCUGGUACUGAACAAGAUUGAUCGUCUUGUAUUGGAGUUGAAGCUGACCCCAUUGGAGGCAUACUUACAUCUGCAGCAAAUUUUAGAGCAAGUGAAUGCAGUCACUGGCAACUUAUAUGUAUCACAUGUGCUUGAGAGAGAGGCCAACGAAAGAACUGAAACAUCAUCGACACCAACAGCUCAUGCAGAUGGUCAAGUGUACGACUGGAGCACAGAACUGAAUGAUAUUGAUGAUUCUAACCUCUACUUCUCCCCUGAUCAAGGCAACGUUAUAUUUGCCAGUGCUUAUGAUGGGUGGGGCUUCAGUCUCGAUCAUUUUGCUGAAAUGUAUACCAACAAGCUAGGCAUCAGCUCCAAAGUGCUGAAGAAAACUCUGUGGGGUGAUUUCUACCUCAAUUCUAAGUUGAAACGAAUUCAAAAAGGUGCCCAAGCUAAAGGAAAGCGCCCUCUAUUUGUUCAGUUUAUUCUUGAAAAUAUGUGGUCAGUGUAUGAAGAUAUUUAUUUCAGAAGAGACAAGGAGAAGAUGGAAAAGAUAGUGAAAUUCCUAGGCCUCAAGAUAUCAGCAAGAGACACAAGGCACAAUGACUCAAGGGUACAGCUGCAGGCAGUUAUGGGACAGUGGUUACCACUAUCAAAAGCUGUCUUAUCAAUGGUAGCAAAUGAGCUUCCUAGCCCACUGGACGUCAGUGAACAGAGGAUCGAGAAGUUGAUGUGCACAGGAGGACGGCGGUUUGAUUCCCUACCAGCUGAGUCCCAGAAACUAAAGAAUGAUUUUAAGCAGAGUUGCUGCAACUCCGAUGCUCCUGUUAUUGUUUAUAUCUCAAAAAUGUUUGUUGUAAGCAGUGACUCUCUUCCAAAAAACAAACAAAGGCCUCUUACCAGCGAGGAAAUUCAAGAGAGGAGAGAAAGUGCUCGGCAACGACAUGCUGAGAGAAUGGCUCGAGCAGAGACAGAAAAUGGAAAUACACAGCCUAGCAAAACAGAAGACAUAGUACCUUGUGAAGAAGUGAACUCUGAGGAACCAGAGGAGAAAGAUGUAUUUGUGGCGUUUGCCAGAGUUUUUAGUGGGAUUAUAAAAAAAGGACAGGAAUUACUUGUUCUCGGACCAAAGCAUGACCCCAGAAAGGUCAUGGAUGAGACUUUAGCCACAGAAAAUGAAAAGUACAUUAGUCGAUUUAAAGUGGGAGAGCUUUACUUGUUGAUGGGCCGUGAGCUUGAGGCUAUGGAUGAGGUUCCAGCCGGCAAUGUAUUAGGUAUUAGUGGACUAGAAGAGCAUGUACUAAAAUCAGCUACAGUGUCUAGUACACCCAUGUGUCCGGCCUUCACGUCAAUGCCGUUUGCUGCUGCCCCGAUUGUCAGAGUAGCGGUUGAACCAACUCACCCUGCUGAGAUGCAUCUACUUGUGCAGGGACUGAAGUUGUUGAACCAGGCCGAUCCAUGUGUUGAAACUCUCGUCCAAGAAACAGGUGAACAUGUGAUCAUAGCAGCAGGUGAGGUACACUUGGAGCGUUGCCUUGAUGAUCUAAAAAAGAGAUUUGCAAAAAUCAAGAUCAAUGUCUCCCCACCAAUCAUUCCAUUCCGUGAGACAAUCAUCAACCCUCCAAAAAUUGACAUGGUAAAUGAAGUCAUUGAUGAUGUCAACCAGAUACAGAUUCAGACCAGACUGCUGGAUGAUCUUCAGGAGGAAUCGCUAGAGAUUCUGAAAGAUGGCACUGUUAAAAUCACCACGCCAAUGAGUUUUUGCACUUUAGCUGUGAAAGCAUUACCACUACCUGAAAGAAUAACAGAAUUGUUGGAGGAAAACACUGAAUUGAUUCGAAUCUUGGAGCAGUUGUCAACCUCAAAAUUGGCAGGAAAGGUAGACAAGAAUUUGAAUCUGGAAACAUUAGAAAAACUGAAAGAAUUGAAGUUGAAAUUUGAAGCUGGUUUUAAAGAAGCUGGAAAAAGAUGGCGUGGAUGUAUUGACCAAAUUUGGUCAUUUGGCCCUAAGCAAUGUGGGCCGAAUAUUUUGAUAAACAAAGUCAGUAACUACCAAAGACCAUCAGUUUGGUUUGGACUUGAUUCCUCGGAUAACACAGAAAAAUUACGAGAUUUUGAUAAUAGCAUAAUUAAUGGAUUUCAGCUAGCCACGCUAGCUGGCCCGCUUUGUGAAGAACCUAUGAUGGGCCUCUGUUUUAUUGUCUCAGAGUGGACAGUAGAGGGAAGUACAACACCAGCAACUAGUCAAUUUAGUUCAAAAGAUUCACAAGGAACAGAUGUCAAUUUUAAAAGUGAUUGCAUAGAAAAUAAAACAUCAAAUGAAGUCCCUAAAUCAGGGACCAUACUCAAAAAUGAAGAAAAUGAGGCAACAUCACCUAUAGAGGGCAGUAUUUUAUGUACACUGCAAGAUUCUGGUUUGAACUAUGGAAGGUUGUCAGGGCAGAUAAUAUCAGCGAUGAAAGAUGCAUGCAGAACGGCUUACCAGGUUAAACCACAACGGCUGAUGGCAGCAAUGUAUACAUGUAACAUCCAAGCCACAGCAGAGGUUUUAGGGCGUAUGUAUGGUGUUUUGUCGAAACGUAAUGGUCGAGUACUGAAAGAGGAAAUGCGUGAGGGAUCCGCAGUGUUUGAUAUCACAGCAGUGUUGCCUGUCGCCGAGAGCUUUGGAUUUGCUGAGGAAAUCCGCAAGAAGACUAGUGGACAGGCCAGCCCUCAACUUUUCUUUAGCAACUGGGAGGUGGUCCGUGGAGACCCUUUCUGGGUUCCCUCUACAGAGGAAGAAUUGCUGCACUUUGGUGAAAAAGCUGACUCGGACAAUCAAGCUCGCGUAUACAUGAACAGCGUAAGAAAACGCAAAGGAUUGUAUGUUGAAGAGAAAAUUGUUGAGCAUGCUGAGAAACAAAGGACACUAACACGAAAUAAAUGAAGAUGUAUUAUAUAUAAACUAAUAUAAAUUGCCAAAAAAUAGUUAUUUAAUGCAAGCCUGCAUUAAUUCCAUGUUUAGGGUAUCAGAGUGUGCUGAAUGUACUAUAUAUCUAGUUCACAGCAUGGAGGUGUCAACUCAUCUUCACAGGGUAAUAUUUAUUGAGAGCCCAUAAGUAGAUUGCUAAGGAAUUCACUUCUGUUUGAAAUCUUGAAACUAUAGACAUACCCAGUGGCAUAUCUAAAAGUCUUGAAAUGGGGAUGCUGAUGGGGGGGGGGGGGGGGGCUAAUUUGCCAAAUAAGGUGAUUUUAGGUGAUUUUAACUACUUGACCGUGAUUUUUGGGGGGCAUAAAUGCUCCAAUGGACCAAAUUGCAAUCAAAAGGAAAGGCUCUAUAGAAUUACAUAGCUAUGAUACCAGCAGGAGUAGAAGGUAGUUUGUUUUAUAGUUACACCAUAUGAAUCUAAAGAUAUUCAGUAUUUAAAAGAGAUGAUGUAAGAUAAAGUUUCUGAGAACUCAAGACUUGUUAUCUCGUGGGACGUCCACAUUGCACAAUAGAACAACACCCAUGGGUUCCUGAUAAAUCUAUCACAGCAUUCACCGAUUUAGUUCUGUUGUAUUACAAUGCCAGUUACGCCACUGUUGUCAUUGGUAAAUCAAAACAGAUUUAAUGCAUUAAUUCCAUGAUAUUACUCUACCAGUUAACCAUGUACAUCUUUGUAUUCCACAAUCAAUCUAGACCAACUUGCAAUGCAUUAAUUCCAUGCUAUUAAUAACUCUAUAAACAGACCACUUAAAUUUCAAUUUAUUUUCUAAUGAAUGAAAUUGCACCUGUACUAGAAGUGGUAACUUGAGCUCAAGUACAAGAUAGUUAAUAUAGGUGGAGAUUGUGUAAAAGGAUGAAUAUUCAUGAGGGCAGAUUAUAUAUCAUCUAAUGAAUAUGUAUAAGAUGAAGAUUUUGUGAAUUGAACCAAAGUUAUUGAGGGGGUUGGAUACCAGAUAGGAGUGGAAAAAUGAGAGAAUAGUAUCAAGAUGGCGGUUGAAUGAGAUCAUAUUGAAAAAUUAGAGCAGACAAGGUUUUGUGGAAAAUCCAUUAUGUGAAAGAGUCAUAUACAGGAUGUUUUACUUUUGGUAUCCUACCACAUAAUAUCUUCAGCAUGUCAAUGGUGCAACUUGUGUGUUGUACUGGUAUUUCAAGAUAUGGAUAAAUUAAUAUUUUUAUGAAAUAAAAGAGGAAUGAUGAGUUA
Molecule: messenger RNA, 4738 nt
Organism: Anneissia japonica
Lineage: Eukaryota; Metazoa; Echinodermata; Crinoidea; Comatulida; Comatulidae
Product: elongation factor-like GTPase 1
Exons: 18
Coding region: 166-3495 (1109 amino acids)
Biological process (GO): cytosolic ribosome assembly
Cellular component (GO): cytosol; ribonucleoprotein complex
Molecular function (GO): ribosome binding; GTP binding; GTPase activity
Source: RefSeq, a predicted model, not a curated record